UCUCGCUGCUUUUACUUUCUUUGCCAUGACAGUAUCCACACAAUUCUUAGAGUUAUUUACACCAACAGAAUACUUUUAUUUUACUAUCACGUUUGUCUUUCUUACUGGAAUGACAGCCGCUUAUUAUCAAAAUGCAAUAUUUGGGAUCGUAGCUUUAUUUCCUCCAAAAUACAUGCAAGCUGUUAUGAGUGGUCAAGGUUUGGCUGGCCUUGCUAUGUCAUUUUCUCAAAUUUUUAGCGCAUUUGCUGCUGAACCAAAACAAAUUCAAACUGACGAAAGUUCAACACGCAGCGCUUUUAUUUACUUUCUUUCCGCUUUUGCUGUUAUAUUCCUUUCAUUAAUUUCGUAUUUCAUUCUUAUUCGUUUGCCCCUUUAUAUAUACCACGUUACACCCAACUUGACUUUUGUGGAUCGAAGCAUAGACAAUCCUUUAAGAGGCAGAUCUUUUAAAGACACAUUUACCAAAAUUUAUAAGCUAAUUUUCGCGGUAGCUUUUGUUUUUUGUAUGACUUUGAGCGUUUUUCCUUCUAUAACCUCAUUCAUCAAGUCUGUGGCUCCUGAUGAUACGAAAAACAAGUUUCAAUACGAUUAUUUAUUUAUACCGUUACAUUUCUUGGUUUUCAAUUUUGGGGACAUGCUGGGCAGAUCUCUACCAUCACAAGAAGUAUUGGUGAUAACCGAUCAGAAUCAAAUAGCAUUUAUGUCAAUCUGUCGUGCUAUUUUCUUACCAAUACUGCUGUUUUGCAAUGUUGACGCUGGAUUACAGGGGAAAAGAAUUUUACCGUUGCUAAUAAAUAGCGAUUUGCUAUAUUUCUUGAUUAUAUUUCUGUUUUCUGUUUCCAAUGGUUACAUUGGAUCCUUAGCGAUGAUGGCUGGUCCACAAGUGGCAGGUGUCGAAAGGGAUCUUGCAGGAACACUUAUGUCAUAUUUCUUGGUAGUCGGAUUGACCAUUGGUUCAAUCUUUUCUUUUCCAUUACGAGCCAUCAGUUGUGGCUUAAUCCAUUUAUAA
This is a messenger RNA of Racocetra persica, 1009 nucleotides long. The record is from the annotation of a GenBank genome assembly. NCBI's taxonomy places the organism in Eukaryota, Fungi, Glomeromycota, Glomeromycetes, Diversisporales, Gigasporaceae.